AUGGACACCAACCAGGACCUCCCAGCCAUCGACUGCCGAAGAGCCCUCCAAAUCUGGGUUACUGAGAACCUAAUGAUGCUACCACUGCCUGAAAGGGUUCAUGGGAAUUUCUCUGAGGAAUGCUGCUAUGUCAUCCUCCAUGUCCCUCAGAGCCCAAAGCCUGCCCGGGGAGGGUCCAGCGACCUGCACUACUGGAUCGGAAAGGAGGCCAGCACAGAGACCCAGGUGGCCGCAGCCACCUUUGUGCAGAGCCUGCAGGAGGAUCUAGGAGACCGGACGGUGCUGCACCAAGAGGUACAGGGCCAUGAGUCUGACUGCUUCCACAGUUAUUCCCACCCUGGAGUCAUCUGCAGGAAGGGAGGCCGGGCCCCUGCUCUCAAGCGCCUGGAGACCAGCAUGUUCAAUGUCCAGCAGCUGCUCCACAUCAGAGGAAGGAAGCAUGUGUCGGCCACUGAGGUGGCCCUGUCCUGGAACAGCUUCAAUAGAGGCAUCUUCCUGUUGGACCUGGGCAAGGUGAUGAUUCAGUGGAAUGGACCCCAAACCAGCAUUUCUGAGAAAUCGCAGGCGCUAGCCCUGACUUGCAACCUCAGGGACAGAGAACGUGGCGGCCGUGCCCAUAUUGGUGUGGUGGAUGACGAGCAUGAAGCCACCGACCUCAUGUACAUCAUGGAGGCCGUGCUUGGCUGCAGAGCAGGCAGCCUGAGUGCUUCUGUGCCCAGCAACGGUGUUAGCCAGCAGCAGAAGGCCAAUGUCCGUCUUUACCUUGUCAGCGAGAAGGGACCCGACCUGGUAGUCCAAGAACUGUCGCCGACCGGCCCACUGACCCCUCAGGACCUCCUGCAAGAUGAAGGCUGUUAUCUCCUGGACCAGGGUGGCUUCGAGGUCUACAUGUGACGAAAGCGCAGCCCCCAGGACAAGAAGGCUGAGUUCAGCAGGGCUGGCUUCAUCCGGGCCAAGGGCUACCCAAACUACACCAACGUGGAGGUGGUCAAGCCCACCGCCUUCCGGCAGCUGUUCCAGACGUGGUCGAAGGAGCUAGAUGGGAAAAAACACAGAGGGAAAAAUGAGUAAGGUAGGGGCAAAGCUGGACGGAGGAAGCUGCACACCCAGCCUGAGAUGGUGGAUGACGGCUCUGGGAAGGUGGAGGUGAGGGCGUGGUGUUUGGUGAUCCAGGACUUCCAAAGGCAGCCUGUGGACCCCAAGCACCACAGUCAGUUGUGCUCGGGAAACUGCUACCUUGUCCUCUACACAUACCAGACGCUGGGCGGUGUCCAGUGCCUCCUGUACCUAUGGCGGGGCCACCAGACCGCCACAGAAGACACCAAGGCCCUGAACGGCAAUGCUGAGGAGUUGGACCUUGCAUACCAGGGAAAGGGAACACUGGUACAGGCUCAUGUGACCAUGGGCAGAGAGCUCCACUUCCUAGCCAUCUUCCAGGGCCGGCUGCUGGUCUUCCAGGCCACGGGGGGGGGGGGGGGGGGGGGAAGGCCAGUGAUCUCCAGCACAAGGCUGUUCCACACGCAAGGGUCUGACAGCCACAGCACCCGGGCAACGGAGGUGCCAGCCCGCGCUUCCUCCCUCACUUCCGGUGACAUCUUCUUUCUGGUCACAACGGAUGUGGGCUACCUCUGGUUUGGGAAGGGCUGCGAUGGGGACCAGCGUGAGAUGGCCCGGAUGGUGGCCACUGUCUUCGCAGGACACAACAUGGAAACGGUGCUGGAGGGUCAGGAGCCUCCCCACUUCUGGGAAGCCCUGGGAGGCUGGGCCCCCUAUCCCAGCAACAGGAGGCUUCCCGAAGAGGCCUCCAGCAUCCAGCCCCGACUGUUUGAGUGCUCCAGCCCCUCAGGCUGCCUGGUCCUCACGGAAGUGGUGUUCUUCAGCCAAGAGGACUUGGACAAGUAGGACAUCAUGCUACUAGACGCCUGUCAGGAGGUCUUCCUGUGGCUUGGGGAAGAUGCCGGUGAAUGGAAGAAGGAGGCAGUGGCCUGGGGCCAUGAAUACCUGAGAACUCACCCAGCGGAGAGGCUGGCGCCCAUCAUUCUGGUCAAGCAGGGCUAUGAGCCUUCCACAUUCGCUGGGUGGUUUGUCACCUGGGACCCCUACAAGUGGACGAACAGCCAGUCCUAUGAGGAGGCGGUGGAGAGAUGCCUGGGAUCAGCGUCUGCCAUCUCUGAGAUAACAGCCGAAGUACACAGCUUCCAGCUAACUCAAUGGCCCAGGGAUAAUAAUAAGGCAGGUCCCUCGACCCUACUGGCCUUCAAGGGUCCCCAGGACAGCCCAGAGAAUGAUCUGGAGCUGGGCCUCGGCGUUGAUGGCAAAAGCCCCAGCAGAAGCUGCAGCAGCUCAGUGGUCAACGGACUCUUGCACCAGGCGGUGGAGGACCUGCCACAGGGCGUGGACCCUGCCCGCAGGGAGUUCUAUCUCUCAGACUCUGACUUUGAAGACAUCUUCGGGAAAUCCAAGGAGGAGUUCUACAGCAUGGCCAAGUGGAAACAGCAGCAAGAAAAAAAAAGAAACUGGGUCUCUUCUGAGCUGGGGGGGCCCUGA
This is a messenger RNA of Phodopus roborovskii (desert hamster), 2547 nucleotides long. It is a transcript of the gene Vill, whose product is annotated as villin like. Lineage: Eukaryota; Metazoa; Chordata; Mammalia; Rodentia; Cricetidae. The record is from RefSeq and is a predicted model, not a curated record. Gene Ontology annotation, cellular component: cytoplasm; actin cytoskeleton. Gene Ontology annotation, biological process: barbed-end actin filament capping; actin filament severing; cytoskeleton organization. Gene Ontology annotation, molecular function: actin filament binding; phosphatidylinositol-4,5-bisphosphate binding.